UUUAGCCAAUACUACUCCGACUUCGAGGUGAACUUGAAGAGGAGGGAGUACACGAAUUUGACCCAAGGAGGGGAAUGCACGGUGAAGGAACUUGAACACAAGUUCAGAAAGCUUGCUGAGUUCAUACCGGAGUACAUUUGUGAUGAAAAUCGGAUGGUGAACCAUUUCUGGGAUGCCUUGGACCUUGACAUACGUGAGAGGGCAACACAAUUGCCUAAUAUGACAUUUAGUCAAGUGGUGGAACAAGGUUUAAAGGGAGAGAAGGAGUGGGAAGAGAGGAAGCGAAGAAAUGCCGAGGAGGCAAAGAAAAGAAAAUGGGAGAACCAUGGCCCCCAAGGUUCAAACAAGAAGAUGAAUCACGGGGGAGGAGGAUCCUUCAGGGCACCCGCACCACCAUCAAGGGGGAAUCCCAACAUGGGUGGGCAAAACUCGGGGUUACAAGCCUCGACGAAGCCUAAGUGCAGGAAUUGCAAGAGAAAUCACGAGGGCAAAUGUCGUGAUCCCCCACGGUGCUACCAAUGCGGAGAUACGGGGCACAUAAGGCCUAAUUGCCCUCAACUUGGUGGGAACCGGUCAUCAGGACCAAACGUGGCAACCACGGUGAGUAGAAACCGGGGUGGGGCACCCAAUGCAAGCACGAACCACGGCGGGGCAAGUACAAGCAACGCACCCUCCGUGAACCAAGGAAGGACUCAAGCGAGAGUGUACGCAAUGACCGAGGCCGAUGCUCGGGCUAAUCCCGACUCCGUCGCAGGUAAUACACUUAUUCUGGUCAUUUCUAGGCUUACUUUGAUCAUAUACGUCGUUGGGAUUGAGUACGGGCCACCCCGGGGUCAAACCGGGUGAGUUAGGCCAAAUCGGGCUGGAAACAGCCACUGCUGGCCAGGCACGCCCGCAGACACGCCGUGCCUGGCAUCGUGCCUGGAAGGCAGUGGCACCCGAAGAAAAGAAGAAAAAAAAAAAAAAAAAAAAUUUGGGCCAGGCACGGCCGCAGGCACGCCGUGCCUGGCGUCGUGCCUGGAAGGCAGUGGCGCCCCGAAGAAAUUUUGGCCAGGCACGGCCGCAGGCACGCCGUGCCUGGCACCGUGCCUGGGAGGCAGUGGCUGGCAGGGAGACUCCUGUGCACGCACGGCCGUGCGUGCCACCCAGGCACGCCGUGCGUGGACCCCCGGCAACCGAAAACUCAUUUUUUCGCUCCGUUCUUCUACGUUUGGACCCCCGAUUGAUUCCAAACAGUAGUAUGAACCUAAUAACCUCCUAAUGAUGUGUAAAAACAUUAGAAAAGGUAUCCCACAUGACUAUAAAUGUAGGAACACUAAAGAUUAAUGGGAAGCAUGCGCGAAUCCUUAUCGAUACCGGAGCGCAACGCUCAUUCGUAAGUGAGGCGUUCGCCGAGGGCUCAGAGAUACAAUCAAUACCCAUGACGCGAACUUUAGUGGUAUCAACACCACUAAGGGCAGACGUUGAAAGAACCAAGUACUAUCAGUCUUGUAUGGUGGAAAUCGGUGGCCAAAACUUGAUGUGUGAUUUCGUACCGCUGAGUAUGAUGGAGUUCGAUGCAAUCCUAGGGAUGUGUUGGCUAGAAAAGCAUCAUGCUAGGGUAGAUUGCUACACAAAGGUCUUGGGACUCGAAGGCAAUGAUGGGGAUACCCUACGCUUGAGGGGGACCGAGGCAAAUCAAACAGCUGUAUCGUAUCCGCUGCGAGAGCGAGAAGUAUGAUGAGAAAGGGAUGUCACGCUUAUCUAGCAUACGUGGUUGACAAGACCAAGGAGGAAACGAACAUCGACGAUGUGAGGGUGGUUUGUAAGUACCCGGAUGUCUUCCCAAAGGACCUGCCGGGGCUUCCACCUGAUAGGGAGAUUGAAUUUGUGAUCGAGGUCGAGCCCGACACCAAACCAAUCUCCAUACCGCCAUACCGUAGGGCACCCGCUGAACUUAACGAGUUAAAAACCCAAUUGCAAGAGCUUUUGGAUAACAGUUUCAUCAGACCAAGCCACUCCCCAUGGGGAGCACCGGUCCUUUUUGUGAAAAAGAAGGAUGGGACACUUCGAAUGUGCAUUGACUAUCGUCAACUGAACAAGGUCACAAUCAAAAAUAGGUAUCCCUUGCCUAGGAUUGAUGACUUGUUUGAUCAACUACGAGGAGCAACCGUGUUUUCAAAGAUUGACUUGAGGUCGGGGUACCAUCAAUUGAAGAUUAAGGAGGAUGACAUACCAAAGAGUGCUUUCCGCACGAGGUAUGGGCAUUUUGAGUUCCUUGUUAUGUCUUUUGGGUUAACAAACGCCCCGGUGGCAUUCAUGGACUUGAUGAACCGAGUAUUUCACAAAUACUUGGACCGAUUCGUGAUUGUGUUCAUUGAUGACAUCUUGAUCUACUCAAAGAGUGAGGAAGAGCAUGAGGAGCACUUGAUACUCGUUCUUGAGACACUACGGGAGAAGCAACUCUAUGCCAAAUUUUUCUAAAUGUGAAUUUUGGCUUAAGGAGAUUGGCUUUCUCGGGCAUGUAGUUUCAGGAUCGGGAAUUGCUGUUGAUAAUAAGAAGAUAGGGGCCAUUACCGAAUGGGAGAGACCAAAGAACGUCAAGGAAAUUCGUGGUUCCCUUGGGUUAGCAGGCUACUACAGGAAGUUCGUGGAGAAACUCUCCGUUUUGGCAUCACCAUUGACAAAGCUCACUCUUAAAGGAGCUAAGUUUGUAUGGGAUGACAAAUGUGAGAAGGAGUUCAUUGAACUAAAGGAGAGGUCGACCGAGGCACCGGUACUUGCAUUACCCAAACAGGGUAUGGGGUACGAUGUCUAUAGUGACGCGAGCAUCCAAGGGCUUGGAUGGGUGUUGAUGCAGGAGGGGAGGGUAAAUGCCUAUGCUUCACGACAGUUGAAGAAGCAUGAGGUGAAUUACCCUACCCAUGAUCUAGAGCUGGGAGCAGUGGUGUUUGCACUGAAAAUUUGGAGACAUUAUCUCUACGGAGAGACAUGUCACAUAUAUACUGAUCAUAAGAGCUUGAAGUAUGUGUUUACUCAGAAAGAGUUAAAACAUGAGACAGUGAGGGUGGAUGGAGUUGAUAAAGGACUACCAUCUAGUUAUUGAGUACCAUCCAGGUAAGGCAAACGUUGUAGCAGAUGCCCUCAGUCGGAAGAGUUGUCUGGGGCAUUGUCGACUUGUUUGAGGGCAUUGAGGGGAACUACGCUGUGCAACCAAUCAAGGUCACCAAUAGAAAAGUGAAGAAACUGAGGAGCAAAGAGGCCCCAAUGGUUAAAGUACUCUGGAAGAGCGAUCAGGUCGAAGGGGAGACAUGGGAAACAGAGGCUUUGAUGAGGAAGCAGUAUGCUUUCCUAUUCGAGUAGAGCUGUGAAUUUCGGGGACAAAAUUCCUGUUAAGGGGGGGUGAACUUGUGACACCGCACCCGAACGUCCUUGAAAACUUGAUUUUUAAAAUUCAAAGUUUAUGUAUUGGAUUUCUGAUUCCCAAACGAUUGUAAAACGAUUAAUGUUUUACGUAAUUAAUGAUCGAUUAUUGUACUGUUCGAACUCGUAUAUAAGUAUCGGGCCUUAUUAAUAAGUAAAAGAGCCUAACAUUAUCUAAAUAGUAAUACAUAACGUUUCAAGACAAGUUGAGGAAGGGCGGGCGGCCCAGAUAUUAUUUUGGGCUCAACCCGCUAGAAUAGCAAGUAUUCAAGAAUGGCGUCGUAGGCCCACUCGGGGGCGACCCACACGGCUUGUAGCCUAAUAAUAUGAAUGGAAAAUGUCAAAAUAAGUGAUAGGAUGAUUUGAGAAGAAUACAAAUGCCUAUAACCCCAUCUUUGGCAUUAUUGAGCUAAAUAAUGGGAGUAGGGUUUUUCUUCUAUAAUAUUCAUCAUGUAAAUUAUUGGGAUGCUCAUACACAUAUUGGAGAUCAAUAAUAUGAUGUAGAGAGUUGACUUGUUCCAAAUAAAUUAGAAUGAGUACAAAGAGACAUCUUAUGACAAAGAGAUCAAAAGUGAGACCCACCCAUGUCUAAAAACAUCUCAUGGAGACCAUACCAAUUCAUUUCACUCCACACAACUUAUCCACCCUUAUUGAAGGGUCUUGGACACUCCCUUAAGCCCCUCAUUCGAACUCCCAAGGAUAAGGGAGAAAGAGAGAGCCACACAACCAAGAAAGCAAGAGGAAGGGGAAGCUGCCGCAGGUUCGUUUUCCAGUGCGUAAGGUUACUUGUUUUCUUCAUAUCUCGAGUUAUACACAUCCAAAUAAGGCGUGCGAGAUACCCACAGAAAGCUCUCAAGACGAGGAAUCCGUGAAGGUCUGGUUUGCAUCAAUCGGAGUAGUGGAAGGCUUUCAAAUCGUCCGAGCAAAACACAACCUCGCGGAAUACGUUUUUGUAUUCAAAGUUAGGGAACGAUUUCGUCGGGAAACACCCGUUCUAGGGACUGUUUUUGUGUCUUCGGUUAGGAGUUGAACUAGCACUUUGAAGAGGCUGUUUAACACUCAAUUCCAAGCAAGGAAUCAGUCCUCAAUCUUUCUUGGCCGAGGCUUUGGUCAUUGGAUCGAGAAGGAAAGUUUUAAAGCUCAAUUGAGUUUCAGGUAGAACUUGAAGGUUGCUACCACCGCCCGUUGCUUCGGGAAGAUCAAAGGAGGGAGACGUGGUCCGUGCUUCUUCCGUUCCUGUUUUGAAAACAUUUUAAAUAAUGCUCAUGGAUAUUAUUUUUUAAAUAUUUAUUUGGGGGCUUGUAUGCCCAUGUUUGCCAAGGUGUGGCAUGAACACUUGUAUUGAAUGUUUCCGCUGCUUUAAAUGAAUAUUUUACAUUAUGUUUGUUUAUGGAUGUACUAUGUGUGAACGAUAUUC
Cuscuta epithymum is the source of this 4819-nucleotide messenger RNA. Lineage: Eukaryota; Viridiplantae; Streptophyta; Magnoliopsida; Solanales; Convolvulaceae. The record is from the annotation of a GenBank genome assembly.